Molecule: messenger RNA, 3046 nt
Organism: Gadus chalcogrammus (walleye pollock)
Lineage: Eukaryota; Metazoa; Chordata; Actinopteri; Gadiformes; Gadidae
Product: ATP-dependent RNA helicase DHX33-like
Exons: 12
Coding region: 367-2412 (681 amino acids)
Biological process (GO): positive regulation of transcription by RNA polymerase I
Cellular component (GO): intracellular anatomical structure; nucleolus
Molecular function (GO): RNA binding
Source: RefSeq, a predicted model, not a curated record
GGGCGGCGAAUUGCAAUGCGUAUCCGACACCCCGACGAGGUUCGAAGACUCGAGGGCUCGUCGACGCGUAGUUAACGCAGUCGGAUUUCGGGCUCGGAGUAGUAUACUUUGGUAGUUAAGCGUCUUGCAGCCCUCAACUAAUCAAACGAACUGAUGAAAAUGAAAGCUGGAACAUGACGCGCUACAAGGAUGACGUCAAACAUCUGCGCCGAAGUACACCACGUGGGAAAGCAAUCGCAGAAGUAAACAACGACAGCCCAUGCACUUGUACGAGAGCUUGAUAAUCAACUUUUUCUGUUUACUGUCGAGAUUGACAAGUACGUGGAAUAAUCUCAAGAUUUCAGUUUUCAAGAUUUUUAUAAGAUCAUGCCCCACAACCCAUAUCAUCCUCCGGCUAAAAAAUUCAAGCCGGGGUCUGCCUUUUUCCGACUUGAUAAAAAUAAGCCUGGGAUGCUGCUGCCGAAGAAAGGAAACAUACCCACUCCUUUAGACGUCCAGAGGAAACGGCUUCCUAUUUACCAGGCAAAACCUCAACUGUUGAACCAACUGAGACAACUACCAAGUGCAAUUUUGAUAGGUGAGACUGGUUCUGGAAAAACGACCCAGAUUCCGCAGUACCUAUAUGAGGCUGGCAUUGGCCGGCAGGGCGUCAUCGCUAUCACCCAGCCCCGCCGCGUGGCUGCUAUCUCUCUGGCGGGCAGGGUGGCUGAGGAGACACGGACUUCGCUCGGCAAACUGGUCGGCUACACGGUACGAUUUGAGGAUGUCACCUCAUCCGAGACCAAGCUUAAGUUCAUGACGGACGGCAUGUUGCUUCGCGAAGCCAUCGGAGAUCCUUUAAUGCUGCGCUACACCGUGGUGGUCCUGGACGAGGCCCAUGAACGCACCAUGCACACCGACGUGCUGUUUGGCGUGGUGAAGACCGCCCAGAGGAGGCGUAGAGAGCUCAACAAGGUCCCACUCAAGGUUAUAGUGAUGUCCGCCACCAUGGACGUGGACCUGUUUUCGGACUACUUCAACAAGUCCCCGGUGUUGUACCUGGAGGGCAGGCAGCAUCCCAUCCAGAUCUACUACACCAAGCAGCCCCAGUCGGACUAUCUCCAGGCUGCACUGAUCACCAUCUUCCAAAUCCACCAGGAAGCGCCUCCGUCCCAUGACAUCUUGGUCUUCAUGACGGGUCAGGAGGAGAUCGAGGCCCUGGCGCGGACAUGCCGGGACAUCUCCAAACACCUGCCCGACGGCUGCGGGCCCAUGCUGGUCAUCGCCCUGUACGCCUCUCUCCCCCCCGCACAACAGCUCAGGGUCUUCCAGCCUGCUCCAAAGGGUUGCAGAAAGGUGAUCCUUUCAACCAACAUUGCAGAGACGUCAGUUACAAUCUCUGGGAUCAAAUAUGUUAUUGACACUGGGAUGGUGAAAUCCAAGCGCUUCAAUCCAGAUAGUGGUCUGGAGAUCCUAGCAGUGCAGCGGGUCUCUAAAGCCCAGGCCUGGCAGAGAGCAGGGAGGGCAGGCAGGGAGGACUCUGGUCUCUGCUACCGCCUCUACACAGAGGUUGAGUUCGACAAGCUCAUCCCCAUGACCGUGCCUGAGAUUCAAAGGUGUAAUCUGUCCGGUGUAAUUCUGCAUCUCAUGGCUCUGGGGAUUCCGGACGUGCUGAAUUUCGACUUCAUGUCUAAGCCUUUACCCGGGGCCAUCCAUGCUGCUGUGGUCCAGUUGGAGCUCUUGGGGGCCCUGGAGAAGAAGGAGCAGCUGGUGACCCUCACUGCUCUGGGCAAGAAGAUGGCCAGCUUUCCCCUGGAGCCUCGAUAUGCUAAGGCCAUCCUGCUGUCCCCAGACUUCUCCUGCUCUGAGGAGGUGCUGGGCAUCGUGUCCCUGCUCUCUGUGGACACGGUGCUGUACAACCCGCCGGCCCGCCGUGACGAGGUGCUCGCCGCGCGCAGGAAGUUCACCUCCAGCGAGGGAGACCACAUGACCCUGCUCAACAUCUACAGAGCCUUCAAGAAAGUCUCUGGCAAUAAGGAGUGGUGUCGGGAAAACUUUGUCAAUAGCAGAAAUAUGGGCCUUGUGAAAGCAGUCCAAGCCCAGCUCAGAGAAAUCUGCCUAAAGCUGAACAUGAAGCUGGAGUCGUGCGGGUCGGACACGGUGAGCGUGCGGCGCUGCCUCGCCCACGGGAUGUUCGUCAACGCCGCCGAGCUGCAGCCCGACGGCUCCUACGUGGCUCUGGACUCCCACCAGAGCGUGGCCGUCCACCCGUCCUCGGUGCUGUUCCAGGCCAAGCCGGCGUACGUGGUGUUCAACGAGCUGCUGCACACGUCGCGCUGCUACAUGAGGGACCUCUGCCUGGUGGACGCCGAGUGGCUGGUGGACGCGGCGCCAGAGUACUUCAGCCGCAAGCUGCGCCACGCCAAGAGCUAGGAGAGAGGGGGACAGAGAUUAGUCUUGGUAGGCAGGAUUUUGAUGGUUUGAUAUUUUGGCGGGAUUCAAACUCCAUGACGGCUCUUUCCUUUGGUGACGGUGGAUCCGGGAUGGAGUCUGCUCUCCUCCCGGCUGCCUAUGUGAGGUAAAGUCGUGGUUAGUGGUGACAGAAGGAAUAUCGGUUGAUAGGAUGGAUUUCUCUACCUCUCACCUGACUGGCAUGUGUUUCAACAGCCAAUGGCUGCAUUUUGUAUGUCUUGAAAAGUCCCUGUGACCUCUGGACUUUAAUUCAUAUUUUGAAACCCCUCUUUUGUCAGUUUAUAAUGGUUUAAUCUUGCCUGUUGGAAAUAACCAAAAAAAGUAUGUUCUCAUGUUCACAGCUUCAGAUUUUUGCAGGAUUUGAUUACAGCCUAGAUCACAGAGACGCAUGUUUACAGGGGCAAAAUGCAUCCGAAGAUAGAUUUACAUGACAUUUAAACAUUCUAUAAUUUUUCACCUCUAGAAAAAAUGCAUGCCCAUCAUGAUCAUAAUUUCUUUGAGAUUGUGUUCACUUGAUAAGUUUAAUAUUAUUCCAAGGAGCUCUAUGAUCUUAAUAACAUAUAUUAAAUAUUGAGCAAUAUGUACAUGGAAAACA